Molecule: messenger RNA, 747 nt
Organism: Lemur catta (Ring-tailed lemur)
Lineage: Eukaryota; Metazoa; Chordata; Mammalia; Primates; Lemuridae
Gene: AKIP1
Product: A-kinase interacting protein 1
Exons: 6
Coding region: 36-668 (210 amino acids)
Biological process (GO): regulation of non-canonical NF-kappaB signal transduction
Cellular component (GO): nucleoplasm
Source: RefSeq, a predicted model, not a curated record
UGAGCGCAUGCGCUUUGGCAGCAGGCUGGGAAGACAUGGAGAACUGUUUGGCGGCCGCAGCGCUGAACGGGGUGGACCGACGUUCCCUGCAGCGCUCGGCUAGGCUGGGUCGAGAAGUGCUGGAGCGGGCCAAGAGGAGGGCGGUGGACUGGCAGUCGCUGGAGUGUCCCAGAGGCAGCUUGGGGGUCUUUUCCCGGGAGAUGCCCUACCAGGAAAGACGGCCGGCAGCCGGCCCCCAGCGCCGUCUCCCAGGAGAGAGAGAAGAGAGACACCCAACCCUUAGUGCUUCCUUCAGGACAAUGGCUGAAUUCAUGGACUAUACUUCAAGUCAGUGUGGGAAAUAUUAUUCAUCUGUGCCAGAGGAAGGAGGGGCAACCCAUGUCUAUCGUUAUCACAGAGGGAAGUCGGGGCUGCACACGUUCUCAGACACAGAGACUGGUCAGGGAAAAGACAGAGAAAGAACAUCCCUUCAUCCUGGAGGCGCCUAUCAAAUAUCAGAGCAUGUUCCGGAGGUGUCCCAGCCUGCUGAGAACAUCUCUAAGGAUCUCUACAUAGAAGUAUAUCCAGGGACCUAUUCUGUCACUGUGGGCUCAAAUGACUUAACCAAGAAGACUCACGUGGUAGCAGUCGAUUCUGGACAAAGUGUGGACUUGGUCUUCCCUGUAUGAUGUUGACCAUCACUGCCAUCACAUCGCCCUUUUUUUAAGUAGCAAGAAGAAUAAAGCCACUUUAUGAUUCUCUUAAUAG